Messenger RNA from Saprolegnia parasitica CBS 223.65, 1518 nucleotides. RefSeq names its product O-phosphoseryl-tRNA(Sec) selenium transferase. The record is from RefSeq and is a predicted model, not a curated record. Gene Ontology annotation, biological process: selenocysteine incorporation; conversion of seryl-tRNAsec to selenocys-tRNAsec. Gene Ontology annotation, molecular function: tRNA binding; O-phosphoseryl-tRNA(Sec) selenium transferase activity. NCBI's taxonomy places the organism in Eukaryota, Oomycota, Saprolegniomycetes, Saprolegniales, Saprolegniaceae. The coding region runs from base 1 to 1518 and encodes 505 amino acids. The transcript is spliced from 7 exons.
AUGCAGAGCAGUGUCAACCAGAAGCUCGCGACGGACUUUGUCGACGCCGCGUACAUUCGCCAGGGCAGCGACGCGCUCAAGAGCCACGAGAAGAAGCUCACGGCGCUCCUCGCCCAGCGCAAGCUCCCAGAGGACGGCUGGGACGACCUCAGCAUCCAGGUCUUGCUCAACGACUUGGCCCAAAUGGACAGCAACAACUUUGCCCACAACGCAGGCGCGGGCGAGCGCGAGGCCCGCGUUGCGAGCAGCCUCGUGCGCAAUCGCUGCUUCCACCUCGCCCACGGUGUCGGCCGAUCGGGCGACAUCUGCGCGGUCCAGCCCAAGGCCGCAGGAUCCUCGCUCCUCGUGCAGCUCACCAACUGCCUCGUCCUCGACAUGCUCCACCUCGCUGGCAUCAAGAAUGCCAAGAGCGCAAUCGUGCUCCCCGUGGCCACGGGCAUGGCACUGCUCUUUGCGAUGCUGACGCUGCAGGCGCAGGCGCGCGUGCCAGGCCGUCCGCACACCAAGCGCUACGUGCUCUGGCCGCGCAUUGCCAAAAGCCUCGAGCCCGUUGUGAUCGAGAACGUCUUGGACGGCGACGAGCUGCGCACGGACCUCGCAGCGCUUGAAGCCAAGAUGCGCGAACUCGGGCCCGAGAACAUUCUGUGCGUGCUCUCGACCACGAGCUGCUUUGCGCCGCGCGGCUACGACCGCGUCGACGAGAUCGCGCAGCUCUGCCGGCAAUACGAUAUUGGGCACGUCAUCAACAAUGCCUACGGACUCCAGUCGUCCAAGUGCACGCACCUCGUGAAUCAAGCAUUUCGGCUCGGGCGCGUCGACGCGUGCAUCCAGAGCACGGACAAGAACUUUCUCGUGCCCGUCGGUGGCGCCGUCAUCUCAGUCACCUCAGGCCUUUGUACAAGCGAUCGGCAAGAUGUACCCAGGCCGCGCGAGCAACGCGCCAGCGCUGGACCUUUUCAUUACGAUGCUGCACCUUGGCCGACGCGGGUACAAGGCGCUUCUGGACGAACGCAAGCGCCUCGUGCCCUACUUUUCCGCGGCGCUCACGUCGGUCGCGACGGCCCACGGCGAACGCGUCCUCGUCACGCGGCACAACGAUGUACACAUUGUCGACACGUCCGUCCCCAGCGUCCGACCGAAUCUUGUGUAGAUUUCGUUUUGCUUGACAUUGAGCCACGUGGGCGGCAACGACGCGACGUUCCUCGGCUCGAUGCUCUUUUCGCGCGGCGUCUCGGGCACGCGGUACCCAUAUUGCUCUGUAAACCUAGUGCGAUGCCCUCUGACGCUAGCGUCGUCACCGGCACAUCGCGCGCGACGAUCGUGGGCCACGCGUUUGAGGGCUUUGGCGCGCACUCGGCGACGUACCCGACCGCGUACCUCUCGGCGGCCUGCGCGAUUGGCAUGACCCAAGACGAAAUCGACGUCUUCAUCGCGCGGCUCAACAAGACUCUCGGCGACUUCCACGCCAAGUCGGCCAAUGCUCUAAAGAAGAAGAACGCACCGAACGUUGUCGUCUAG